UUCUCGUGAGAGGUGUGUCGAUCGCGUUCGCGCUCGGUAUUUCCCCCGUAUAUCAACCACGUAUAUUGAAAUCUUCAUGUGAAUUCCUCCUUUUGAGAAUGAACGAAAAAUUCCUUCUCAUUGAAUAAUAAAGUCGUGAUUUGCAUUUCAUUUUUAACUUCAAAAUAAAAAUUAUUUUUUCCCUUUUGUUGUUGUUUUUGCAUUUAUUUAAUAGGUUAUCAGUGCUAACUAUUGCUUUGAAAUUGAUUGUUGAAUUUUUUUUUUGUAUUUGUGAGUUUUGAGUUUCGUGACCCAGAGAGAAAGGGUUUGAACACUUUUGGAAUGUGGAAAAUCCCUUGACCGGGAUUACUCAACGGCACGUGACUUGAGAGUAGCCACCAUUACAUGGAUACUGAAUCAAUCAAAAACUUCGUCACCCAAAGACAACCGCCCUCCAAGUGAAUUAAGUGCAUUGUGAAGUCGACAAAUCAGUGACAAUCCCUCGAGAGUUUUCUCUCCGUCAAAACAUGUGAAAAACAAAAUCCAAGGAAUGAAGGGGUUCAAAGUGAUUGGUGUGACCGAGAAUUGAACCAAUGAAUUCAAUCAUUGAGCAAUGGCUGAUUCGGAUGAAGCAGUGAGGAGAAUUCUCCGGCACCUACUGACAAAUUUAACCAGUGGAAUAAUUACAACCGAAACAGCACAGCAUUUGAGCCAGGGCGCUCGUAUUUACCAGGGUAACCUGGUACCAGUGCCAUCACCAUCACCACCCACCAUGGUAGCCGGUGCGAUUAGCGAUAGCGUGACAAUUCCAACUAAUCCGUCCAUGGCACUAACCAGUCCCGCGGUUACGAGCACAGCUAAGCCGGACCAACAUGUCUAUAAUUCCACGGGUUACCUGGUUGAACAGGACGAGCUUGAAUACAGUAUUCUUGCUGCAUUCUCGGACAUGCAGACGGUAUUCCUGGCAUGUUUUGCCACCCUGGUUCCCCUCAUCGUUGCUGUUGCAAUUGUAUUUGGCGUCAGACACGCGUGGAGAAAAUACAGACACAGAAGAAACGGAAGUGAUCUUCCCUGGUACAGAGGCGUAUGCUCCCGAGGUGAUACACCAGACUCCCUCCACCAUCGUCCACACUCUGGCAGCAUAACAAUUCAACCAGCGACCAGAAUUCUCUCAGCUCAAGACCUUGUGAAUGGACUUGACGGACCGAGGUAUAUCUGUGAAACGGAAGUAAUGGAUGAAGUGGCACUGGCAGCGAGUAACCAUGAGUACGCUUCGCCUGGUAACCACACAAGCAAAAACGCCAACGGCAACAUUAUCACCCUCACACUCAAGAAUAACCACCUCAUUGUCGAGACUGAGGAACGAGCUGUUACGAUGGAGGAUAACUCGUUUGUCGUUGAGGUACAGCCCAAGUAUAUAAGGGACGAGGUUGAGCUACAUACUGGAUCCACUGAUGAUGUUACUAGUGGGGUCACUGAUCAACAGGCGCUCGUUCAUCGCGAAGAAAUCCCGGAGGAUCGUUCGUCUGAAUUCGGGACCAAAUUAUUUGGCAGCACAAAUACCGGGCUUUCGCAAUCCGACCUAUCAAUCUCCAGUCAGGGCUCCCUGAACCGUGGAUACAGAUAUGGAAACCAAGUUGAGUAUGAAUCCGGACAGUUUGGUCACACACUCUACGGGAAUAACUACCAGACAGACGUUCCACCGCAUAAGCCUGACGGCUGCAAGUGGGUGGAGUUCGAUAAAUCACCUGACACCGAGAAAACUUUGCUCAACGAUACCAAAACCUCCAGCUUCGACAAAGAACCAGACUACGAUAAACGCAACAACAUUGACACUUCAUUAGACUCAGGCUCAUCCUUGGAACAUCAGGAUUCAACAGACGCCAGCAACUCAACUGACACAGUAAGGUCGAAUCCAAAUCUCCAAGUGAAUGGUGCAACCCCAAACAAGUUGGAAGGUAUGGAGCGGAAGGGUCUGAUUAACGAUUACAAGUUGGAUUCUAGCAAGCCAGUGAUAACAGGGGCACUUCUGAAGGACGAGGGAAUAGACGAGAACUGCCAUGACAACAAGAGAAAACUGGGUAAUGGUACAUUGUCACCGGAGCACAGAAACUCAAAGUCACGUGAGCAAAAGCCUGAGGGCAGUGUCUUUGUUCCAUGCCACAAGAGAACAAGUAGUAUCCCACCUCGGCUCAUCGAGGAUGGUCUUGAAAUUGAUCGCAAGAAGGGUAUCGACAUUUACAGUCAAAUUAAAACCAGCAUUUUGCCUGGUUUAAGCCCAAAGUUUGAGAUUCUACAGAAUGAUGUGAGUCCAAUUGACGAGAAGGAGAGUUAAUAGAGUACAAAGAUGAGUAUUAGAGGGUAAAGAAUGAGGGAUCUCAUUCGGAUGUCAAUGAGAUGGAGAAACGUCGGGGUUUACAAAUUGGCAAAAUCUUGAAAAAGCACUCGGCUUGAGGUAGACGUUGUUACCCCGACAAUAUACCACUGAUGACCAUGAGCGUCUGGUUUUCUUGUCACCGGUUUUUGGGCCCUUCAAACUACUGAAUCCCAACCAGUGACAUUUCGCGGUGAGAAUUAAAUGGGAAGAGGGGAGACACAUAUGUGCAGGAACAAUUGGAGACUAACGAACUCGAGGCUACGUGGCUAUAGCAUUAAUUCUCCUGCAUCCACGCAUUUUGACUGAAUAAAUCGAUGAGGACGAUGAGAACUGAAAUUCAUCAAACACAAUUCACCAUAAGAAAAUGUACAAUUUUUUUCCACUGUGGAAUCAUUUCUCCAUUUACACGAGAUUGAAGAUAAAAAAAAAAUAACUGAGCACGAUCGUGUCGAUUCAGAGAGGAAAGGAAUUUGUAUCGUGCCUAUUUCCGUUUGCAGGUGAAGUUGAAGAAGGGGAGGAACUUUUCAAUUUCCCUGCUGAGUGUCUGCACAGACACUGGAGGUCGAUAUUUGCACAGGAGAAGUGCUCAUUUCAACUUUUAUGCUUCUCUUUUGUGAGUGCAUUGGAACUUGGUGUGAUUAUUCUGGAGAAUUUUCUCUUCUGAAUGGAGAGGUUGGAGAUGAUGAAGAGACUUGGAACUCUUGUGGUUGAUAUUGGCAACGAAAUUGUGGGUAUUUUGAGUAGAGUGUCUCAGCGAAGAAGAAAUUAUAAGUGAAGUGAUCAAUUAAUGAGAAGGACUGGACCAAUGAGGCUUCAAGAUUAUUAGUUACCUCAGCCAGAUUCUUCUUUGAUACUUAAUAAGUACUCGACUGUGAAGGGUCUUUUUCAUUCUUUGGUUUGAGAGGUUUUACUACUUCGUAUUUCUAGGAUAGAAUCAUCUGAAUACAGAGUUUUUAAUAUGGAGCUUAUGGGUCACGGUUUACAGUACCAGUUCCGCGGACAUUUUGUGGAAUGACGUAAUGAUAGAUAAAUUGAAUGUUUGCUGCUCGAUUUUAAUAUUUAUAUCUCUGUUCUCGAGUUAUAACUGUGUUAUGGAAAAUUCAAAUUUUAUACGCUUACGUUGUAUGUUAACUAAUGAUUGUCGUUGUUAAUAAUCAAAUUGUGUGUGUGAUAAUAUCAAUGUUUGGCCCCAUUGAAAUAUCAUAGGAGAAUUUAUCCCUUUGGCUUCACGGAGUCUUUUGAGUUUCAUUUUUGUGAAUGAUGAUGAAAAAUCGAAUCCCUAGAAGUGAAUAGAAAAUCCCCAACAACUACCGAAAUCAUAAUUUUUGUUGCCAGCUGAAAAUUUUUACAGUUGAGAUUCAAUGUGACACUGUAAAUUUUUUAGGGGAUUACCUGCACUCGUUUUGGAUGUAAGAGCUAGGAGACAAUUGGCAUCACUUGAAUGGUAAAUUAUUGUAAUCAUUAGGAGUAAUUAGAGCUGAAGUAUAAUGCAUUUAAAAUAGAUUUUAUAUAAAAAAACAACAAAUCAUUGAAUGUCUCAUGUUAAGUCUCACAACUAUUGUAAUCUUUAAUCGACUGUUUAUGCCAGUAAAGAAUCAAAAUCGUCAAAAAUUAAAGAGAUUUUUAUUGAAAUAAUUAAUUGCUGAUUUAUUUUAAUUACCAGCGGCUGUAUUUAUCCAUUCAUCCGUGAGUUAAUUAAUAGAGUAAAAGAUUUUAUCGAGAGGAUUAUCAAUUUUUCUCUCUUUUGUGUUGAUAAAUUCAUUGUAAUUAAUCAUUCUACAGUUGAGCAGUAAGACUUGAUAAGUCAAAUGUAACAUGUUCGUUAAUUGCGCAUUUAUCGUGACAAUGAGUCAUUCUCGAAGUAAAAUCAUUCACUCAUCACCGAACUAAUGUCAGUAAACUAGAUGUAAAAAUAAACUCGUUGAUUUUCAUCACUUCACUGCAGAAUAGGGAACUUGCAUAUUUGAAAAAAAAAAAAAUUCCUCAAAUAUAUGCCUCCAAGAACUCAUAUUUGAUAAGGAAACACACGGAAAAUAGUUUAACAAUUAUUUAUUUCCUUUUAAAAAUGGCAUUUUUUUAACGUUCUAAAAAAACCUGUGACGUCAACGCACCGGAGGCCGAAAUUUUCGCCUGUGGCGCCGUCAAGCGGUUUAGUACAACUGCUGAAAUCUAGGAAAACACUCUAUACAUGUAUUUGACUCCAAAAUGUCAGGAAAAGCGGAUCGAGUGAUGAAAGAUCCUUAUAAAUAUUGUUUUGUACCAGGAUGUAAAAAUACAACAGUGAAAAUUACACAACCACGACUUUCGACAUUUUGACAUAGAUUUAAACCCACAAAAUCUAUCAACAUAGUCACGUCUAUCGUUGAUAAAUUCCCCGAACUGGCCUUUUGAAAAUCAUUUUUCAGCACCAACUUCAUUUGUUACUGCCAAUAAAUUUUUUUAUCCACUUUUGAUAAUUGUUUCAAGUAUAACCCCCUCGAUUUGUUUUGGUUGACCCUCUCGCACUUCGAGAGGCUAGAAUAACUCAAUAGCGCUGUUAGUAGUCGCAAGGAGAACUUGAUUCCGGUGAGUUGACGUCAUGACCCCAAAAAAAUGUUCAAAAUUGAUGCAUUUUUAAUCAGUUAUUACAAAUUAUACAGACCACUUUUCGGAAAACUUUUUACUCUGGAAUGGUUCAUGUACUACAAAUAUUCUAAUUUUUAACGUUAUUUAUUGCAAGAAACAUACAUUCUUACAAAUGGCCAUUGCCCGAGGGCCUUCAGCCUGGAAUACACUUCUUUUGUACAGUAUCAAAUUAUCUCUAUCAGGAAUUGUGUACAUGUGGUUCAAUGUUGAUGAUAGUUAGACGUGAGGAAAAGAGAGAAAGCAAAUACUCUAUUUAUUUGAAAAUAUUUAAAAACUGCACUCCAUGCAAGUUCCCUAUUCUUUAUCACUACAUUAUCAAUCUCUCAUCUUUUUCCACUUGAGAAAAUCCUCAAUGAAGUAACACAAAGAAAUGAAUUUCGACCAGCAAAAUCGUUUUAAGACAGUAGAAUAGCCAAAGUCGUGACCUUAGACCUGGAAAUAACUUUUCAUACGUGAUAACAGAAUCGAAUCCAAGUAACUUCGUAUUUGUGGACAUCCCCAGGUAGUCACCACACUCAAGUUGAGCAGAAUAGGGUCACUGCACCCAGAGAAAAUUGAUUUCAAUAAAAUCAAUGAAUGUAUACAUCAACGAAUCCAAUAAAUUCAAUUCAAACUGCUGUAUAUAUUAUCCAACUUAUUAAAUAUUUAAAUUGGCAAAAUCAGUGUUUCAAAUUUUUAUUGUGCUUUCUCGUGAAAGAAGAAACUCAUUAUUUUGAUUGCAGUCGAGAUUUACAGGUAGUAAAUACCUUUAGAAGCCUUGUUGAUGAAAAAUUCACUGAAAAAUGACAAAACGAGGAAACAUUUUAAGGAAAAUUGCGCUGAAUAUCCAAAAUUAGUGACAAAUCGUUUGCACGUGCUCAUGAAAAAUGCUUCGUACACAUGGGCAUUAGUAAUUGGAUCAUGGAUGUCCAUAAAUAACACAAUUAAUUGAACAAAAAGGAAGGGAUGAAAUUAAAAUUCUGUAACCGAGCCGUAAUUUAUCCACGUUAUUCAAUAAAUCUAUCGAUACAACGUAACUCUAACAUUUAGAUUUAACCAAUUCCAUAGACUGGAACGAUUUAUAAUUUACCAUGUAAGUUAA
Molecule: messenger RNA, 6062 nt
Organism: Diachasma alloeum
Lineage: Eukaryota; Metazoa; Arthropoda; Insecta; Hymenoptera; Braconidae
Exons: 8
Coding region: 593-2314 (573 amino acids)
Source: RefSeq, a predicted model, not a curated record